Molecule: messenger RNA, 927 nt
Organism: Glycine soja
Lineage: Eukaryota; Viridiplantae; Streptophyta; Magnoliopsida; Fabales; Fabaceae
Product: protein ALP1-like
Exons: 2
Coding region: 1-810 (269 amino acids)
Source: RefSeq, a predicted model, not a curated record
AUGAUGGAGAAAAGAGAAAAAGAUAGAGAUAGAGAUAUAGAGCUCGAGGGUAUUAUUUGGGAUGUUAUAAAAGAAAUUCCAAAUUUGGAUGACAUAACGCGUUUCAAGACAGAUUGCAUUGGAGCUAUUGAUGGUACACAUAUUCCUGCAUCAGUAAAAGGACGAGAUGUAAGCAGUUAUCGUGAUCGUCAUGGAAAUAUAUCACAAAAUGUAUUAGCUGCUUGUAACUUUGAUUUGGAAUUCAUGUACGUUCUUAGCGGGUGGGAGGGUUCAGCACAUGAUUCCAAGGUGUUAAGUGAUGCUUUGGCAAGGAAGAAUGGACUUAAAGUGCCCCAAGGUAAGUAUUAUCUGGUGGAUUGUGGAUUUCCUAAUCGACGCAAAUUUUUAGCCCCAUAUCGAGGUGUACGAUAUCAUCUACAAGAUUUUGCAGGUCACGGUAAUGACCCUAAAAAUGAAAAGGAAUUAUUUAAUCUUCGGCAUGCAUCCUUAAGAAAUGUGAUUGAGAGGAUAUUUGGUAUUUUUAAAUCGCGGUUCACAAUUUUUAAGUCAGAACCUCCAUUUCUAUUUAAAACACAAGCAGAGCUUGUGUUGGCAUGUGCAGCACUUCAUAAUUUUCUUCGCAAAGAAUGUCGUUCUGAUGAAUUUCCAGUGGAACCUACUGACGAGUCUUCAUCUUCAUCUUCAGUGUUACCAAAUUACGAAGACAAUGAUCAUGAACCCAUUGUUCAAACACAAGAGCAGGAACGAGAAGAUGCUAAUAUAUGGAGGACUAAUAUAGGUUCAGAUAUGUGGAGAAAUGCUAAUAAUUAGGCGAACAUGAAGUGAGAAUCACUUUGUUAUUAUUUUUUUAGGCAAUAAUGACUUUGUUAUUAAAAGGUUUAAAAUUUCUAUCGUUUUUAUUUUCUUUAUUCAAACAUUAUAAUUUAU